Messenger RNA from Naegleria gruberi, 1017 nucleotides. RefSeq lists its product as uncharacterized. Gene Ontology annotation, cellular component: nucleus; perinuclear region of cytoplasm; cytosol. The record is from RefSeq and is a predicted model, not a curated record. Lineage: Eukaryota; Heterolobosea; Eutetramitea; Acrasida; Naegleriidae. Gene Ontology annotation, molecular function: small GTPase binding; GTPase activator activity. Gene Ontology annotation, biological process: nucleocytoplasmic transport; activation of GTPase activity. Bases 1 to 1017 code for a protein of 338 amino acids. The transcript has a single exon.
AUGAGCAAACGAAACAGACAAGAUUUCGAAAAGCUAAAAACUUCGGAGGAACUGCUACUCGUGAUCAAUCAUAAUAAUAAUAACAUGGAGGAGAAGGCAAAAAAGAAAAAACUAGUGUCGCUCCAACGAGAAGAAAUAUUUUCCGAUGAUAUUUGUUUUGAAAUAAUUUCCAUGAUUGAUGAUUCGUGGUUUAUUUUGAAUAAUUGUUCCUUGAUUUCAAAACAAUUCUUUAAUGUGAUCAAGGAACGUUCAAAACUUUUUAUUAAAUUUAAAAAGAAAUUUACAGAGAAAAGAAUUGAAUUAUUCACGAAAAGUCAAUUUAUGAAUAGUAUUGUUAAUGUUAAAUUUUCUAAAAGGUUGUUUGACUCUAUAGAAAAACCCACAUUCAUAACUGAAAUGAAACAAUUAACAUCACUUGAUAUUAGUAACAAUCGAAUUGGUGAUGAAGGAGUCAAAUUUAUAAGUGAAAUGAAACAGUUAAUAUCACUUGGUAUUUAUAACAAUGGAAUUGGUGAUGAAGGAGUCAAAUCAAUAAUUGAAAUGAAACGAUUAACAUCACUUGGUAUUGGUGGAAAUCAAAUUGGUGAUGAAGGAGCCAAGUCAAUAAGCGAAAUGAAACAAUUAACAUCACUUGAUAUUAAUAACAAUCAAACUGGUGAUGAAGGAGUCAAAUUUAUAUGUGAAAUGAAACAAUUAACAUCACUUACUAUUUAUAACAAUCGAAUUGGUGAUGAAGGAGCCAAAUCAAUAAGUGAAAUGAAACAAUUAACAUCACUUAAUAUUUCUGAAAAUCGAAUUGGUGACGAAGGAGCCAUAUUUAUAAGUGAACUGAAACAAUUAACAUCACUUGAUAUAUGUUACAAUCGAAUUGGUGAUAAAGAAGCCAAAUUUAUAUGUGAAAUGAAACAAUUAAAAUCACUUGAUAUUGGCGGAAAUCAAAUUGGUGAUGAAGGAGUCAAGUUCAUAAGUGAAAUGACACGAUUAACAUCACUUGAUAUAUUUAAAAAGAAUUGGUGA